Corticium candelabrum is the source of this 705-nucleotide messenger RNA. RefSeq lists its product as uncharacterized. Lineage: Eukaryota; Metazoa; Porifera; Homoscleromorpha; Homosclerophorida; Plakinidae. The transcript has 2 exons. The coding region runs from base 1 to 705 and encodes 234 amino acids. The record is from RefSeq and is a predicted model, not a curated record.
AUGAUAGACAAGCCGGAAGUCCAGCUUCACGACUACAGUGGAAAGCAGAUUCCUGUUGUCGCCUGCGUCAACCUUCGCGUUGUAGCAGAAGUUGAGACAGAUACUUCAAGCGAAGUGAGCACGAAAAUCACAGCCAGCCUUGUUACUCAAGUGCGAGUACCGGCUCAGAGUGGCGUAGAGAUGACUGGAUCAUUACAGCGGUUAUGUCUGGGGAGUCGUGAUGGUUUACGUUUAUUUGAACCUGAUUCCCAGUGGAUAGGUAAACGGGGAUUGGAGGCGGAAGAGUCACUGGUUACUGUUAGUCAAACCGGCGAUGUCCAAGUUAUAUUGAAGAAUCCAGGUGGUGAAUUACGCGUAGACCUAGAGGGGGACCAAAUUAUUGGUACCCUUUCAUCCUGCACAGAGGUUGAGUCUACUAGGCAUGUAAGGGAGGAAGUACUUAAUGAUCUUCCGGAAAGGAGAGCUAUUCUAGGGCGAAAGCUAGACUUUACCGAGUUCUCCGUAACUGACCCUAUGAUACAGGAAGUACGAGAAGUUGUCAUUUCACAUUCUAAAGUUUUUGCUCUGAAUGGCACUGAACUAGGAUGCACAAACAAAGUGGAACACGCGAUAGAGACAGGGGACCAUGAGCCCAUCCGAAAACACCCGUACCGGGAGGCUAUUUCACUGAGGAAGAAGAUCAGAGGCCUGAUCCAAGAUAUGUAG